AUGGAACUUCACAGCUCAGAUAUCAUUAAUUUCAAGACCAGAGAGCUUCCAUCACUCUUAGUCUUGGUUCUCUCUCUAGCCUUUGCCUUCACUGCUUCGGCAUCGUCACAGGGCAUCAAUUUCAGCUUCCAGACUUUCAACGAAAGUAUCAUAAAACUCGAAGGCCAUUCAAGUUAUGAUGGGAGCUUCAUCCAACUUACAAAGUCCAUUGAACGUGAGCCGCUCGGUUGGAGCGUGGGGUGGGCCAUGUACCGCGAGCCGAUGCGCCUUUGGGAUAAGGCGACCAGGAACGUGGCGGAUUUCACCACCCAAUUCACCUUCGUCAUUGAUUCGAAGAGAAAUUCGUGUUUUGCCGAUGGAUUGACCUUCUUUCUUGUGCCCGAAGGGUCUGAACUCCCAGGCAACUCGUCGGGAGGACAACUUGGUCUUGAAAGUCGGCAAGGCAGUCCGCCCAGCUCUGUUUUUUCAUUUGUAGCCAUUGAGUUCGACACUCGCUACAAUGCCGGUUUCGACCCAAAUUGUUCAUAUGUUGGUAUAGACUUGAAUGAUUUCAAUUCCACGAAUCCACGCUGCGUCGAUUGGUUCAAUGAUAAAAUCAUGAAUGGUGGGCGGAUUAAUGCUACGAUAGCAUACAAUUCUAGCACGCAGAACUUGACCGUUCUCAUGAUAGACGCUGAUGCCACGAGUACCAACAUAAAUUCCUCCGCCAUCCAUUAUAUAGUCAACAUGACACAGUAUUUGCCGAAGGAGUGGGUAAAUUUCGGUUUCUCGGCUAGCACAGGUUUAAAUUUCGAGUUGCACACUAUUGAGGCAUGGGAAUUCAGCUCUAACAUGCACGUGGCUGGAAAAAAGAGCAAGUCAUGGCUGUGGUCUAUCUUAGGCUCAGGUUCUUUCCUAUUGUUCGUUCUUAUUGGAGCCUUUAUUUGGUUUCGUCACCGUUCGAAGAGCACGAGAACAGACAUGAGUGGAGAAGAAGAUCAUCUAGCGAUUGACGAAGAAUUCAACCAAGUGUCAGGCCCCAAGAAAUUCACUUACAAGGAAUUGGUCGCGGCAACCAGUAAUUUUGCAGUCGAGCGGUUGCUUGGAGAAGGGGGCUUUGGUAGAGUAUACGAGGGUUACUUGACCAGCAUGAAUGUUAAUGUUGCAAUCAAGAAGAUUAACCCAGGGUCAAGACAAGGGAUAAAGGAGUUUGCUACUGAAGUGAUGACCAUAAGCCGGCUACGACACAGAAACUUAGUCCAACUCAUUGGAUGGUGUCAUGAGAAAAAAGAACUCCUUCUUAUCUAUGAGUUCAUGUCUAAUGGUAGCCUUGACUCUCAUCUAUUCAAAGAACGAUCUUUCUUGCCAUGGGAGAACCGAUACAAAAUCGCGCAAGGCAUAGCCUCGGCAUUACUCUACCUCCAUGAAGAAUGGGAACAAUGUGUUAUACAUCGGGAUAUAAAGUCCAGCAAUAUCAUGCUCGAUUAUGAUUUUAAUGCCAAAAUAGGAGACUUCGGUUUGGCUAGGCUGGUUGACCAUACAAAAGGGUUACAAACAACGAUUUUGGCUGGAACCAUGGGUUAUAUGGCUCCUGAAUGUGUUUACACGGGUAAGGCUAGCAAGGAAUCAGAUGUCUAUAGCUUUGGAGUUGUUCUAUUAGAAAUAAUUUGUGGAAGAGAAGUCAUCAAGCCAAGGGCCGAGGAAGACCAAGUUAGGCUUGUGGAUUGGGUUUGGGAGCUAUAUGGAACCAAGAGGCUACUUGAUGCGGCAGAUCCGAAACUUGGUAUCGAUUUUGAUGGGAAUCAACUAGAGUGCUUGAUGGUUGUAGGGCUAUGGUGUGCUCAUCCGGACUACACUGCCCGUCCUUCCAUAAGAGAAGCAUCAAACGUUCUCAACUUUAACACUUCAGCACCUGUUCUCCCAUCAAAAUUGCCAGUCCCUACAUACCCAGGGCCUCUAUCCACAUUCUCUACGGUAUCGAUUCCUUUGUCUCAUGCUGCCUCGACUAGUGGCAUUGAAUCUCCACAUUUACUACCUCUUCUGUAUAAUCCUCUUAUUCAACUUCCUCCACAUUGCUCCAAAAUACAGUAUGAGUUGCUACUUUCGUGGAUAGAUUCACGGCGACUCCUGCCAGCCUCCCGGUGGGUCUGUCGUUGGGCGGCCGAGAACAACGAGUGUCAAGAUGGCUUCCAGAUAGUUGUGAGGGUCAGGGUGCUUUGCGCGUCGUGA
Messenger RNA from Eucalyptus grandis, 2208 nucleotides. RefSeq names its product L-type lectin-domain containing receptor kinase IX.1-like. Gene Ontology annotation, molecular function: carbohydrate binding; ATP binding; protein kinase activity. Bases 1 to 2208 code for a protein of 735 amino acids. The transcript is spliced from 2 exons. NCBI's taxonomy places the organism in Eukaryota, Viridiplantae, Streptophyta, Magnoliopsida, Myrtales, Myrtaceae. Gene Ontology annotation, cellular component: plasma membrane. Gene Ontology annotation, biological process: protein phosphorylation. The record is from RefSeq and is a predicted model, not a curated record.